This is a messenger RNA of Malurus melanocephalus (red-backed fairy wren), 7461 nucleotides long. RefSeq names its product kinesin family member 24 (gene KIF24). The transcript has 15 exons. The coding region runs from base 349 to 4650 and encodes 1433 amino acids. Gene Ontology annotation, molecular function: ATP binding; microtubule binding; microtubule motor activity. The record is from RefSeq and is a predicted model, not a curated record. Gene Ontology annotation, biological process: microtubule-based movement. Lineage: Eukaryota; Metazoa; Chordata; Aves; Passeriformes; Maluridae.
UCAUGUAAGAUUUCUUCAGUUUAUUUCACUAGUUUAAAGAAUAAGUAUAAUGACACUUGUGUUCUCUCUCAGUGGUGACACUCAGGACAGCCAGUGGAAGUCAUCUAAAAUUUUCAGAUUCUCAGCACUUUUGAGACCGGUGUCUUGGCCUUGAGUUCUAGCUGCUCCUUUCAUCAAACAGAAGAAGUUUCCCAUGGCAGUGUGUACAGACAGUUGCACAGGACCUGUACUGGUUUUGCAUUUUAAGCUACCUUAUAGCCUUGAAAAUCCUCACAAAGAAUCUACCCUGAACUGCAGGAGGAAAACUUAAACAACUGGUUUUGUUGAGUCUUACUGUGACCUUCAAACAUGGGCUCUAGGUUGAAAAUGGCAUCAUGCCUUUAUGAUUGCCUUUGUGAGGCAGAACUUGAAAAAUAUUAUCCCCAGUUUGCUGCCUUUGGUCUUCAGAAAAUUGAUGACCUUGCCAAARUUUCCAUGGAAGAUUACUCCAAAUUGGGAGUCCAUGACAUCAGUGACCGCAAGCGACUUUUUCAGCUCAUUAAAAUAAUCAAAAUUAUGCGACAGGAAGACAUUGCAGACGUAAGCAAGCAAGAUUUUCAACCACGUAGCCUUUUUGUUCAGCCUCGGGUGCCSAGGUCAGGUCCUCGUAGACAGCUGCGUUUCGAGUCCUUCUGUGAGGAAAACGAUGGAACAGCUAACGACUCUGAAUCUGAAUUAUAUCAUUCACCUGAUUUCAGUGCCAAUGAAGAGAAGAACAAUGUAGGGGAAAGGUUGGGACACAUUCCACCACAUGAUUCUGAACCAAUCAGRUUAACUAGAAGAGACCUAAAAUCUCCUGGAAUAGGCACAAAAAAUGACCUGAGCUGUCCAAAGGUUUCUGAUGAUAUUGCAUCUCUCCUSGGGGAUUCUGAAGUUCCUGUUGUACAAAGAGUAACUCAUGGUUCAGGGUAUAAUUAUGGACUACCUCAUUCCUGUAUCAGAUCCAAUACUUCUGAGAAAGAGACUCCAUGGACAGAGAGUGAAAAGAUCAGAGUGUGUGUCCGAAAACGUCCUCUCUCCCUGAGGGAGGAGAAACGUGGGGAGCUUAAUAUCAUCGCAGUGGAUGGUAAUGACACCCUACUUCUCCGUGAGAAGAAGGAGGCGGUUGAUCUUACACAAUACAUUUUAGAGCAUGUUUUUCAUUUUGAUGAAGUCUUUGGGGAGUCGUGUACCAAUCAGGAUGUGUAUAUGAAGACAGCUUCUCCUCUCAUUCAGCAUAUUUUUAACGGAGGCAAUGCAACUUGCUUUGCAUAUGGGCAGACUGGUGCUGGCAAGACUUACACCAUGAUAGGGAAUCACCGGAACCAAGGACUCUACGCCUUGGCUGCCAAGGACAUCUUUAAGCACCUGGAAGCAUCACCAUCCAGGAAAGACCUUACUGUUGUGAUCAGUUUUUAUGAGAUCUACUGUGGACAGCUUUAUGACCUGCUAAAUGGAAGGAAAAGACUCUUUGCAAGAGAAGAUGCCAGCCAUGUCGUUCAGAUAGUUGGACUGCGGGAGGUUCAGGUGGACUCUGUAGAUGAGCUGUUGGAGGUGAUUUUGAAGGGRGGAAAAGAACGUAGCACAGGAGCUACUGGAGUAAACUCAGAUUCUUCUCGAUCUCAUGCCAUCAUCCAAAUUCAAAUUAAAGAUGCAGCCAACAGGGCAUCUGGAAGGAUAUCAUUCAUUGACUUGGCUGGCAGUGAAAGGGCAGCUGAUGCCAGGGACUCAGAUCGACAAACAAAAAUGGAAGGAGCAGAAAUAAACCAAAGUCUUUUGGCACUAAAGGAAUGCAUUCGGGCUUUGGAUCAGGAACACAUGCAUACUCCUUUCCGGCAAAGCAAAUUAACUCAGGUGCUAAAGGACUCUUUCAUUGGCAAUUCCAAGACAUGCAUGAUAGCCAAUGUAUCACCAAGCCACAUAGCUACAGAGCACACCCUGAACACCCUGCGUUAUGCAGACAGGGUCAAAGAGCUGAAGAAAGGGAUUAAAUGUUCUUCUCCUGUCACAAGCAGGCGUCGCAGAACUGGAAAUGCAUCUCCAAAACGUGUUCAAAGCACUCCCUCUUUGCCACCUGGGGAAAAGAGCUCUCCAAAGAAAGUGAAGCUAGGUGUACAGCAGUCCUCAAAUGCUACAAAACCAAAGGCAUGUCCUGCAGCAUUCCAGCCACCCGGCGGCCCUCUUACCUCUACCCCCAAGGGAAUCUGCAAAGGACAGUCCUACAAAGGAAAUACCAGCUCUCCCUGCUUCCACCACACCACCCCGGUUAAGGGAGUCCUACGGAUGACACAUGCCCAGAAGAAGAAAAAUGAUGAUCUAUCCCCCCACUCUGAAAAGAGCCCCUCAGUGAAGGAUUUUGUCAUCAAAAGUGCUGCAUUAGCAGAAACAAAAGAGGAUGUCCAGCAAGACAAGUAUAAGCAAAAUAGAACAUCUGUCCAGUGCCUGAAAGUCCAGACAGUGCAACCUGUUCAGAAACAGCUUGAUCUUACAGAUGAUAAUUCAUUUGGAGACGAAAACCUGCCCUCCGACAGUGGACAGGAAUGGGGAARUAUUUCUAAACAGACUGUUGAACCCUGGACAUACCUGCCUCCAUUCCAGAAGGAAAGGGAAAAGCAUUUACGUCUUUAUCACCAGCAGUUUCAGCAGCCACCUAUUGUACAGCAAAAAUUGAGCUAUCAACCCCUUGAGAGGUUUUUAAUGCAGUGCAAGCCUGAGGAGAUUCAAGGGAAGCAGGAGCUGUGCCUUACUCCAACAGAAGUGCAGACCAAAGAGGGGAUGCAGCUGGAAGAGCUGGAUGACAGUGAUUUCAGUGAAGAUUCUUUCUCACCUUCCUGUAGUCAAAAGAGUGUGAAAAGAGGAAACACCAACACAUGUAGUCAACGUUCCUUUUUCCUUCAUGAAAGACAACAAGGAAUUGAAGAAGAGCAAAAAGGCCAACAGCGACAGGAUUUAUUUUUUAAAUAUUCAAUACCCAUGCAAGAUCAUGAGAUAGAUGACAGUUGGGAUUCUAGUGAGGACAGCCCAAAGGAAGAAGAAUCAAUUAAAAAUGCAGGCUGCAGCAAAACUGCAGACUGGAGCUACGACUUAGAUGUUGAAUCCUCUCCAAGCAAUACUGCAGAAAAACCUUACUGCCUACAGGAAGAUUCUGCUUGCAGCUGGAUAAAUGGCAAGGAUUUCCCAGCCGAUCACAAAGGGUACAAGUCCAAACGCAGAUGUCUCGUUUACCCCAGUGAAGCCACCUUAUCUCCAGAAAAGGAUGCUUCAAACCCAUAUGUCCCUCCUGUAUUGAAAUCAGGAACUCCAGAGUGCAAAGAGAUUGUUCUCCAGCACGAGGAGAAAGAAGAAUCUCCUUUGGAUAAACAGGCUGCUACUGCAGGAGGUGUAAAAUGGAAAGCUCGAAAAAAUAGAGUUAGCCACCAUGUACCUUCGAAGCGUACCUCAGAAUUCAAUCCCGAGCACAGGGCCCCUCUCCUGGUGUCCCCUCUUGAUGGUGAGGACACAACAGAAACAAAGAAAGUGUCUGCCAGCCAAGAGAAGCCCCACCGUGAGAAGCAGGUGCCAGACAGUGACACCCCGGGCAAGUUUGAGGAUGAGGGCUGGCAGUGCACCAGGAGCAGAGCUCUGACCGACAGCAUGCUGGAACUGGGGGAGCAGACCUGCCAYGGGGUCAGGCACUGUGCCCUGCUGGGCUCCCCUAAAGCCGGGCACAAGCAGCCCCCACCCGCCUGGGGCCGUGUGAAGCCGUGCUGCUGCCGCCUGGGAUCAGCUCAGUCCAACAAGGGAGUCCGUCGCAGUUUGUUUGUUGGACAUGACGKGACUGAAACAUCUGCAGCUGGAUCCGCAGCUGGAUCCACGAGCUCCAGAGCAGASAGGGAGGGCGGGGGGCUUUGCAGUGACUCCCCCUGCAAAGAACACGCAGGUGGCAGACGGAGUGCUAAUGUUAAUCAGCAUAACAACGCUGGCAAUUCAGGAAAGUCUAACUCAAGUCAAGGUGCUGAGCGUGUGGCUGAGGAAAUAAACGCUGAAAUACCUGGAAAGAGCUAUUUUUCAGAGUCACCACGCCGUCCCGGUGUAAAACACACACAGCCAGUCCAGUCCCCCUCUCAAGAGAGAAGCCUGCCACUGCAGCCCAAGCCAGGAGUGAGGAAUGAGGAUCUCACCCGUUCUGAAGACCGUGCCAAGUCAUCAUUCGGCAAUGAGGAAACAGGGUUGCUAAAAACCAAGUUAAUGCAGAGUAUUUUUACACAAGAGACUUUUUCUGCAGAUGCAGGAUUUGCAACCAAAGAUAAUAAGCCAACAGCAAGUGCAAAGAGCCCCUCACACAUGUCCAGCAGCAGCUCUCCAAGUGCUGCCUCAGAGAUGGGGAAAUGGCAGAGGGCAGCUCUAGAAAAAGCACAACAGGCUGUGUUUCGCGCCCAUCAGCAGCAGCUGGAUGAAAUGGCRUGCCUGUGCUUCAAGGAGGAGUGCUUGAUAAAUCAGAUGUCAGCGAUGGAUUUUAAGAGUUUCAUGAACAUGCUGGAUGAAAUAUUGGUGAUGAAGUCAAAGUGUGUCCAAACGAUGCGAGCCCAGAUUCAGCUCUGCUUAGCCUCCCCUGGCACUGGCACAUCACAGCAAACACCUCCACCAGUUUAGAUCUUCUUUGCUUCUGCAUGCACUGGAGCAGCUACGGAAAACACCAGCCAGAACUUCGCUACACUUGGUGCUGCACAGUGUGGAUGGCAGAGGAUAGCCUUUGGUCUGAUGUUUGAGAUUAGUGUGUGUUUUGCAUAAGGGGGCAGAGAAUUCUGAGUAAAUGAGAGAUGACUAAUUGGCACCACAAACGUAUUUCAUUGAUAUUAGUUAGCCGCUUUCUGGACAGUAACAACUCAGCAGCCUUUAAAUAUCUCACCAAACAGCAGGCAAAUAGUGUUCAUUUAUCAUAGCAGUUUCUCACAUGUUAAAGGCAAUUCUAUGUUGCCAGGAAAAUGGGGAUAAGAGAAACUACUUUGAAGCCACAUACAGGUCUAAAGAGAAAUGCUCAAAAGCUACCAAGAAAAGUGUUUGCAAACAGAAGCCAGAGAAGAGAGAGGAGCCAGGGGUUGUUACACCAACAUUAUUGGCCCUUAAGUAAUUGGAAGUCAAGGCAGGGCAGGAAGUGCUGUCAGUUUCAGAAGAAGGAAGCCUAUUGUCAAAMUGGUUCUUGGGCUGAACAUUACAGAGGCUCUUGAAAGAAGUGACUUUAAGUGAUGGGUAAGGAGUGGUUUAGCAGGGACUUCGUACCAAAGAAUAAGGUUCUCAUUAAUUCUUCUUGGUGUGUUAAUAAGCACGUGGGAGUCAUGCGGCCCAGAGUGAGAGGCCUGCAGCUUUUCCUGCUGCACAUCGCAUCUGACCCCUGCACUGCUCAUGUUGAAUGGAUUUCUCACAUGAAAAGUGGGUCUGCUUGGAGGCACUGGGCUUCCAGAAGCUGCUGACAGCACUGUUAUAGGGAGCUGGUGUUUGACUCGAGAGCUAUGGAGCCAUCAGCUGGAGCCCUGCAAAAGCCCUGGUGCUGCAUGCAUUGCAUCUAUACCACAAGCCAAUCCAGUUGCCAAAGGCACACACAACCUUGAGACAUGCUCACUGACAAUGUGCUGUGUGAGCACUCCUACUCCAAAAUUAGGGCUGUCGCAGCACAUUCAUCCGUCUCUGUAUCUCCUCAGUAAUGCCUGUGGUAGCUCACUCAAAGCCUGCUCAGUAGCCAGAAAUGUCAAGGGUAAUGGAACACUGCUGUCUGACCAGCUGUGGGUUUUUGCUGCCUUCCUUCCCUGAGGACCCAGGUUGGGCUGAGUGGCAGGACAGUAAUCACAGUGACACUUGGGGAUGCAUAUUUGGUGCAAACACUCCCAGGAAUGUCACCCAGCAUAGGCCUGGGGAACAGAAGCAAACCCCACAUCACUGCCUUGACCUGUUUUUAGUACUGGUUAGUCUCCAUUUUGCAGCUGAGACUGGGUUUCUCUGUGGAGCAGAGAGCAGGGUUCCUCUGGGGUCUGAGGUUAUGGCUCUCCAGCUGGUUCCUGUGUCCUGGUGACAGGCCAGCAGCACAUCACACCCAAACCUGAGUCUUACAGCCUCAGAAGCCUUCCUCACCCAAAGAAAUAAAGCACCCAGGAGCAAGACUCUCGAUAUUUUUGCAUGGCACACAGCAGUGGUGUGUGACAGCCACCAGAGAGCUGUAAAGCAGUGGGACAUCAACACACGCAGGGAAGAACAAGGGUUUAAAACCAGCAACUCCUUCCACUUCUUGAGGCUGGGGAGAGCUUUCCCAUGAAUAAGGUGAAAAGAAUACGAAUCAGCUGGGUAGUCCUUGUCCCUUUUGAUAGCAUGAAUUGGACAUGGGCAUUUAGUUUCCCCAGCACUUUCUCAGCAAGCAUGCUGCAAACACUGCUGUCAGGGAGCAGCUGAGGAGUUUUGCAACUCUUGUUUGGAACCAAGGAAAAGGUCAGGCUGUAGAAUGCAUGCACAGGUCACAGGAAAAUGUGAUGCCCAGUCAGAAACCGUGCGAGGGAGGAAAAUUUUCCCUCCAUGUAGUCUUGACAUUUGGGAGAUGAGCAUUGGUUGAUUGCACUUUCAGAUUUUUAAAAAGCAGCUCAGCAAUGCAUGUUCAUAGGCAUUUUGAGCGCCUUACAGAAGCUGAACAUUCCUAAGCAAUACAAGAAUCAUUUGCACAACCCCCAGUGCCAUGUCCUGACCUCAGUAUCUGCAGGGGCAGUUGUGACAAGACAGAUGAGUGACCAAAAAUUUCCAUGAGCAGAGGAGAAGGGAGUUAAGUCAGCUGCCAGAUUUAAGCCACCUGUGAAUCCCAUCUGAUCUUUUGUGAAAGAAAGCAAGUCUGUCCAGCAGAUCUGAGCCCCAGCAUCAAUUCCCACAGCAGGAACUAUUUGCUCCCUUGAGGAAUAGCCAGGGACACUGAGAAACAACAAAUGAUCAAAACAACAACUUGCAGUUUUCUGAGGUCUGAUACAAUCUUUUUUAAAAUGGAUUAUCCAACCAAUCCCCAUGUUUCCACCUUCUUAAAUGUAACAUUUUAUUAUCAGUCUGUUCUCCAAUUUUAUUUUCUCUACUGAAGGUGAAACUUCACAAAACUAAAACAGAAAAUGGACCUGCCUAAGAAGAAUAAGSCCAUCCUUGGCAAUAACAUGGGCAUGCCUGAAGAAACCAACAAUGAUUCCUCAUAUGCAACAGAAACUAUUAAAGCUGCUGUCAGAAAUAGUAAUGUUUUUUCUCUCCCCUUUGAGGAUUAUUACCUUGUUGCUGCUUUAAUUCUUGUGUGAAAAUGUACUAAAUGAGCAUGUGAAGUGUCAUCCCCUUCCUACUGUUCGGUAUUUCACUGACAACUGCUACAAAAGGUUUUCAUUUCAACUUGAGGAAUAUGUGUGAAAGUGUCAUAAAAGCAAUAUAAGGGAUUUAGAGAACUUGACCACUUAC